AUGCAACGCACGCAACGGAUCCUCUAAGACAACAGGACCUAAAGCUCUACUGAAUUAAACUGACAUUACAGACAAGAUUAUUUAAUUCCGAGGACGCCGGUUCAACUCUAGUUUUCCAAGUAAACGGAGUUCGACAGCAAGUCUUAGAGGAAUAAAGCAGUACUUCUCAUCCAUUGUCCAGGUCGGGAAAAAGCGACGCCCUCAGGCCGCCGGUGGUACUGCGGGUGCCGGUGAGUUGUGAGACAGUGAAAGUCUGAAUAAUUUAACGGCGGAAAAUGAGCUCCAAGGAGGCGGCAGCUCCACCGAAACAGGGCACAGAUGACGAUGGCAUGUCCUGGUGGUACCGGUGGAUCUGUAAAUUGGCUGGUGUCCUGGGAGGUAUAUCAUGUGCAACGAUGGGAGUUUGGAACUGCGUGACGGUGAAUCCAUUAAACAUCGCGGCUGGAGUUUGGAUGGUGUUGACAGCGUGUGUAUUGUUCCUGUGUGAGGUGCCGUUCUGUUGUCAGUUUGUGGAGUUUGCUAAUGUGAUCGCGGCGCGUGCGGACCGACUGAAGCCGUGGCAGAAAGCCCUGUUUUACUGCGGGAUGGCGCUGUUUCCUAUCUUUUUGAGGUUUUCGAUCACAACUUUAUUUGGGAAUGCCAUUGCGUUUGCUACAGGAGUGCUGUACGGACUCGCAUCUCUUGGAAAGAAAGGUGAUGCAGUGAGCUACGCUCGAUUACAGCACCACAAACAGAGCGAUGAAGAGAAACUUACAGGAACAACUGAUGGAUCAGUGCCGUGAAUCUCCCAUCUUCACCUCCCCUCCUCCUUUACUCCUCUACUUCCAUUCCACCCUCUCUCUCUUUGUCUCUCUGCGUGACAAGGUGCAUUACCUGACUAAAGUGUCUCCUCACUGUUUGUUGGGUAAAGAUCUUAGUGUAGAUGUCUUAAUUUGAAACAAAUGCAAACAAGGCUGUGAGGUAUACAAGUAUAGACUGAUCAUUGUGUACUUUGAUGUUGAACAUUCAGCUGAUUAAACCUUAAAAAUAAAAAAAUUUUCCCGAAGAAAUCUGGAGAACAUCGUAGAAAUUUUACAAUGCAUUUGUGUAACUAGUACAAAUUAGAUAUGACUGAAGACGUUAAGACAGCACAACCUACUUGUCUAUUGUUCACAGCCUUGUUUUCAUUUGCGUUAAAUAUGCCGUCUAUCCUGUCUAACGUCCAUACAUAUGCUAACCUUUGACCUCUGAGAGAGCCAGUUCUCUAGUUAAUUUAUGUGAAAAUUAUUUUAAACAAUGGGUUAUAAUUUAAAAGUUUUAUGUUCUCAUUUUUACAUUUAUUAAAUCUUAUUUUUGCCUCACUUUAUAAAAACUUUAAUUGGUCGACCUUAGGUAUCUUUGUACACCUGUGUGAUGAAGCUUAACAAUGUUUUUCUUUGUUUACGUUUCAUUUACGAAUCCCAGAGAUGGAGAGGUUUUAAUACAUUAGCUUAAACUAUUGUCUCCAGCCUCGUUGCUUCUAUCAAACGACCGCAGCACCAGCGCAAGUAUUUGGAAGUUUGGCCAUUGGGAUUUUUCCCAGAACUAUUUUGUUACAUAGAUGAGGCAUUUGUGAAAUGUAAAUUGUUUCAGAUGAUGAACAAAGAUAAAAAAAUGUAAGUAUGCAAAAUGUGUUUCAAUGAUUACAGGUGUGUUAAAGUCACUGCAGGGAUAAAAACAAAGUGUUUGUGUGCCUCUGUUAACUUAAUCUUAACUCAGAAACAGUUUUCUGCAGCAUGUUUUGUGUACUGAAGAAAUGGUGGAAUGUAAUUUUGCUACGCUGCUCCAAAAGCUCGCUGUCACUUUCAUUUAAUAUGUGGCUUUAAUAAGUGGUUACUGGUUGUUUCAUUAUAAGCUUGUUUGUGUAAUUGUUAUUCUGAAAGAAGUUGAAAGAGUUGAUUUUAAAGUGUUUCCUCUAGUUUACUUUCCAUCUUCAGGACCGUGUGUGCGUUUCUGCAGUCUUAAAGGGAUAGUUCACCCCAAAAUGAAAAUUCUGUCAUUAUUUGCUCACCCCCAUGCCAUCCCAGAUGUACAGUAUAUGACUUUUUUCUU
Myxocyprinus asiaticus (Chinese sucker) is the source of this 2070-nucleotide messenger RNA. Its product is annotated as calcium channel flower homolog. The coding region runs from base 276 to 782 and encodes 168 amino acids. The transcript has 6 exons. Gene Ontology annotation, cellular component: membrane. Gene Ontology annotation, biological process: vesicle-mediated transport. The record is from RefSeq and is a predicted model, not a curated record. Lineage: Eukaryota; Metazoa; Chordata; Actinopteri; Cypriniformes; Catostomidae.